Closterium sp. Naga37s-1 is the source of this 1218-nucleotide messenger RNA. The record is from the annotation of a GenBank genome assembly. Lineage: Eukaryota; Viridiplantae; Streptophyta; Zygnematophyceae; Desmidiales; Closteriaceae.
AUGAUUGCAGAGGUGUGCAUCGUGGCCGCGGCGCGCACGCCCAUGGGAGCCUUCAUGGGCGCCCUCUCCUCCCUUCCUGCCACCCAACUCGGAUCUGUCGCCAUCAAAGAGGCCGUGCGGCGCUCCGGCCUGGAGCCUGCUGACGUGGAGGAGGUGAUCAUGGGCAACGUGCUCAGCGCGAAUCUCGGCCAGGCGCCCGCGCGCCAGGCGUCUAUGGGCGCGGGCCUCCCCGAGAGCGUCGUCGCCACCACCGUCAACAAAGUCUGCGCUUCGGGCAUGAAAGCCAUCGCGCUGGCGGCGCAGUCGAUCAUGCUGGGGAUCAACGAGGUCGUGGUGGCAGGCGGCAUGGAGAGCAUGAGCAACGCGCCCUACUACCUCUCCAAGGCGCGCGGCGGCUACCGCUUCGGCAACGCGGAGAUCAUGGACGGCAUGCAACGCGACGGGCUGUGCGACGCGUACGCCGACGACCCCAUGGGAUGCUUCGCGGAAACCUGCGCGGAGGAGUAUAACAUCUCGCGCGCGGACCAGGACGACCAUGCGGUGCUGACGCACCAGCGCGCCGCAGCGGCGAAUGCGGAGGGGGCGUUUGAGUGGGAGAUUGUACCGGUGGAGGUGAAGGUGGGGAAGGGCAAGCCGGCUUUAGUCGUCGAUCGCGACGAGGCGUGCGCGAAGUUCGACGAGAAGAAGCUGCGGAAUCUGCGGCCGUGUUUUAAGGAGCACGGGACAGUCACGGCGGGGAACGCGUCGGCGAUUAGCGACGGCGCGGCGGCCGUGGUGCUGACGAGCCGCGGCAAGGCGGACAGCCUGGGGCUCAAAGUGCUCGCCGUGAUUCGCGGCUUCGCAGACGCCGAGCAGGCCCCUGAGCGCUUCACCACAGCCCCCGCGCUCGCCAUUCCGCGCGCUUUGAAGCACGCGUGCAUAGACCCCGCUGAGGUGGACUGCUGGGAGGUCAACGAAGCCUUCUCCGUGGUGGCGCUGGCCAAUCAGAAGCUGCUGAACGUGCCAGCUGAGCGCCUAAACAUGCAUGGCGGCGCUGUGGCGCUGGGGCACCCGCUGGGGUGCAGCGGGGCGCGCAUCAUUGUCUCGCUGCUGGGGGUGCUGCGGCGGAAGGGUGGCCAGAUUGGUGUUGCUGGAGUGUGCAACGGUGGUGGUGGAGCCUCAGCCAUGGUCAUCGAGGCGGAGUCCUUGGAUCACUCCAGUGCCCAUGCGCACCUCUGA